AUGGGAAUUUCGAGGUUUGGGUCCUACUGUGCCUUUGCGGUGUGUGAAUUCUACAAACGUGCGGAGAGACAUGGAGGGUCUCACCAGGCGCUGGACUACGCGGGCUGCGUGCUGAACAACUGGGAGCGCAUCGACCCUUUGGGCCCUGUGAGCCCCCAGAACGUGCGGCUACUGCGGCGGUUUACGGGCCUUGUGGACGAGGAGUGGUUUUUCAAGACCCACAUCAUCAUUGAGGUGCUUGGGCGAGCGUUGUGCGGUGUGACACGGAGCAGCAGGCCAUCCAUGGUUCAGAAUCCUCAAAACAAAUCAAACGCAAGGCUUUCUGCGAGAACAGAAACUGGGCAGCUGCGGAGAUUAGGGGGUUUGUGUGUCUGUGUGUGA
Messenger RNA from Effrenium voratum, 381 nucleotides. NCBI's taxonomy places the organism in Eukaryota, Dinophyceae, Suessiales, Symbiodiniaceae. The record is from the annotation of a GenBank genome assembly.